Messenger RNA from Lactuca sativa (garden lettuce), 1301 nucleotides. RefSeq names its product adenosine monophosphate kinase (gene AMK2). The record is from RefSeq and is a predicted model, not a curated record. NCBI's taxonomy places the organism in Eukaryota, Viridiplantae, Streptophyta, Magnoliopsida, Asterales, Asteraceae. Gene Ontology annotation, molecular function: AMP kinase activity; ATP binding. Gene Ontology annotation, biological process: nucleobase-containing compound metabolic process.
CUACUUGCUAAACGACAGCGCCGUUGGGGCUAGAGAUUAUUGAAUGGGAUUGGGAUUGGGAUUGUAGGGGUCCGUAGUACCAAAUCUUUCUCCGCGGAGACGGAGGUCCAUGAAAUCGGUGUAUGGAUCCUUGUUGAGUUUUUGUAGUUCACUUCACCACUCGAACCGUGUUUGUUACAUAUCGGAAACCAGUGGUGUAGUGCUGGUAGCCUAGGUGUUGUUCCUGUGCUGCGUGCAAUUGAGGAGAGAAGAACGAGGGAAUUGAGAGUGAGUCCGAAUCGGAGCUAUGGCUUCGUGGCCUUAUUUGAACUCGUCUACGAUGUUAUCGAAGCCGAAACAUCCGAAUCCCUCGUUUUGUCUCCAUGAUUUCCCCAAUCCACAGCAUUCCUCAUCAUCAUUCUCAUUCACCGCCUCUCCCAUUGCUGCUGUAAAUGCUGCUACACGCCGAUGUAGGCAAACAAAUCGACGCUCUUCUUUGAUUUUGGCAUCAACGGAUAAACCUCGGGAGCCUUUGAAAAUUAUGAUAUCUGGAGCUCCUGCUUCUGGUAAAGGAACACAAUGCCAGCUAAUUACUAGUAAAUAUGAUUUGGUGCACAUUGCAGCAGGAGAUUUACUGAGAGCAGAAGUUGAAGUGGGAUCUGCAAAUGGUAAGAAAGCAAAGGAAUAUAUGGAGAAAGGACAGUUGGUUCCAGAUGAGAUAGUUGUCAUGAUGGUGAAGGAUCGUUUGUCACAACCAGAUUCUGCUGAAAAAGGUUGGCUUUUAGAUGGAUACCCAAGAAGCUCAUCACAAGCAACUGCACUUGAAGCCUUUGGUUUCCAUCCAGACCUUUUUAUUCUUCUUGAUGUUCCUCAGGAGAUUCUGGUUGAUAGAGUGGUUGGGCGUAGGUUGGAUCCUGUUACUGGUAGAAUAUAUCAUUUGACAUAUUCACCCCCCGAAACUGAAGAAAUUGCUGCAAGGCUCACCCAACGUUUUGAUGAUACAGAAGAAAGAGUAAAGCUACGGUUGCAAACACAUAACCAAAAUGUAGAAUCAGUCCUUUCCAUGUUUGAAGAUAUUACAAUCAAGGUGGAUGGAAGUCUCCCGAAGGAGAUUGUGUUUGCAAAGAUCGAUAGUGCACUCUCAGAUCUUAUCCACCAAAAAAAGAAUGCUAUAUUAGGAACCACAGCUACAUAAAGCAAAAAUAUAUAUACCAGAUUAAUAAAAACCAAUGUAUUUGAGACAUUGUUGUUGUGUAAUUCAUUCAUUAUGAUGUUAUGGAGAUGUUCUUUUUAAACACAAUCAAAAGAUUGUAUUUGAGAUA